Molecule: messenger RNA, 1008 nt
Organism: Leguminivora glycinivorella
Lineage: Eukaryota; Metazoa; Arthropoda; Insecta; Lepidoptera; Tortricidae
Product: transmembrane protease serine 11D-like
Exons: 8
Coding region: 89-850 (253 amino acids)
Biological process (GO): proteolysis
Molecular function (GO): serine-type endopeptidase activity
Source: RefSeq, a predicted model, not a curated record
GACGUUUGUGAUAUCCUAUCUAAAUAUUAUUAAUAUCUCAUAUUAGCUAUAUUCAAUUAACUCUUCAGUCGCAGUUUUGGACAUCAAGAUGAAACUCGCUUUAGUUCUGCUUUGUGUGGUAGCUGCCGUUCAGGCCCGCAGCACAGCUGUCAAAGUUAGACACCACGACCAGACGGUCCCCGCUCUAGGCGAGAAGCCUUGGGUAGUGCACCUGCGUCUAGCCAUUUCUACCAGCGGAUUCCUCGAGUCUUGCAUCGGCGCGCUUAUUGACCCCAGCUGGGUCCUAACCACCGCACACUGCGUUAGAGAUGUCCGUUUCAUCUGGAUCCGCUUCGCUGCCGUAGAGGUGAUCCGUCCCGCGCUAGUGCUCGAGACUUCGAACGUGACUCGCAACGCCGACUGGAACCCACUCACCCAUGAGAACAACAUCGCUCUUGUCAACCUGAACCGCGUCAUCGAACUCACCUCGAACAUCGCCGUGAUCCCUCUGCCCGCAGCCAACAGUGGCCUUCCCGAUCGUGCCAACUACUGCGCCUAUGGAGAAUCUAAACCCGACACCGCUGGUGAAUUCCUCCACUGCUGGGACGUGACCAUUGUUGCCGAAAACCAACAAGCCGUCAUCUAUGAAGGCGAGAAUAUCUCCGCUACUGAGUUCGACUCCGGCGCCCCUGUUGUCGGCGACGGACUGCUGGUCGGCUUACUUUCUCGGAAGGGAGAGUUCCGUGGUGACGAAGCUGUGUUCAUCCGCACCAGCGCUCAAGUGAACUGGGUGUCCGGUAUCACCGGAGUGGACUUCGGCCGCGCUGCUGCCCCGGAACAGCGCCAGGACGUCAUCAUCGUCGACAACUAAGAAACCUUGGGUGCCACGUGAGAGUAACGGUAGUCACGACAUCAUUGUUUAUUUGAACUACACUUAUGCACAUCGUGAAUAAAUGGAACAUGCCAUAAAAUCGUGACUCAUGUUACUCUCGCCGCGGAUGGACCCAGUUGAAUAAACGAUAACUUGUU